Messenger RNA from Nycticebus coucang (slow loris), 5886 nucleotides. It is a transcript of the gene NTN1, whose product is annotated as netrin 1. The coding region runs from base 356 to 2170 and encodes 604 amino acids. NCBI's taxonomy places the organism in Eukaryota, Metazoa, Chordata, Mammalia, Primates, Lorisidae. Gene Ontology annotation, molecular function: protein binding. The record is from RefSeq and is a predicted model, not a curated record. The transcript has 7 exons.
CAGCGAGCGUGAGUGCGUGUGUGCGCCCCGGGCACGGGUAGGGCAGCACUCCGACCGCAGCAGGAGCCGCGGGAGCCGAGCGGCCGCGUAGUCACUGGGGCGAGAGAGGCGGAGGCGGCCGGGCCGGGGCCGGGGCUGGGGCAGCAGCGGCCGCUCCGGGCAUGGAGCUGGCAAGCCCGCGCUGAGGCAGGACGCGCCUGCUAGCAGCGAGCGAGAGGCUCUCCGCCGUCCGGCGUGCGGGCUCCCGGCAGGGCCAGGCAAACUUUUCUUUCUCUUUUGCCCUCUCCAGAGGCGCCUUCUGCGGCAGGCGGACCGACUCCUCGGCGCAGCGGGGCUGGGGCAAGCUGGACGCAGCAUGAUGCGCGCAGUGUGGGAGGCACUGGCGGCGCUGGCGGCAGUGGCGUGCCUGGUGGGCGCGGUGCGCGGCGGGCCGGGGCUGAGCAUGUUUGCAGGCCAGGCGGCGCAGCCCGACCCUUGCUCGGACGAGAACGGCCAUCCGCGCCGCUGCAUCCCGGACUUUGUCAAUGCAGCCUUCGGCAAGGACGUGCGCGUGUCCAGCACCUGCGGCCGGCCGCCGGCGCGCUACUGCGUGGUGAGCGAGCGCGGCGAAGAGCGGCUGCGCUCGUGCCAUCUCUGUAACGCGUCCGACCCCAAGAAGGCGCACCCGCCCGCCUUCCUCACCGACCUCAACAACCCGCACAACCUGACGUGCUGGCAGUCGGAGAACUACCUGCAAUUCCCACAUAAUGUCACACUUACGCUGUCGCUGGGCAAGAAGUUCGAGGUGACCUACGUGAGCCUGCAGUUCUGCUCGCCGCGGCCAGAGUCCAUGGCCAUCUACAAGUCCAUGGACUACGGGCGCACGUGGGUGCCCUUCCAGUUCUACUCCACGCAGUGCCGCAAGAUGUACAACAGGCCACACCGCGCGCCCAUCACCAAGCAGAACGAGCAGGAGGCCGUGUGCACCGACUCUCACACCGACAUGCGCCCGCUCUCGGGCGGUCUCAUCGCCUUCAGCACUCUGGACGGGCGGCCCUCGGCGCACGACUUCGACAACUCGCCGGUGCUACAGGACUGGGUCACGGCCACUGACAUCCGUGUGGCCUUUAGCCGCCUGCAUACGUUCGGCGAUGAGAACGAGGACGACUCGGAGCUGGCGCGAGACUCGUACUUCUACGCGGUGUCCGACCUGCAGGUGGGCGGCCGCUGCAAGUGCAACGGCCACGCGGCCCGCUGCGUGCGCGACCGCGACGACAGCCUGGUGUGCGACUGCAGGCACAACACGGCCGGCCCGGAAUGCGACCGCUGCAAACCCUUCCACUACGACCGGCCCUGGCAACGCGCCACGGCCCGCGAGGCCAACGAGUGCGUGGCCUGUAACUGCAACCUGCAUGCCCGGCGCUGCCGCUUCAACAUGGAGCUCUACAAGCUUUCAGGGCGCAAGAGCGGAGGUGUCUGCCUCAACUGCCGCCACAACACUGCUGGCCGCCACUGCCACUACUGCAAGGAGGGCUACUACCGCGACAUGGGCAAGCCCAUCAGUCACCGGAAGGCCUGCAAAGCCUGCGAUUGCCACCCCGUGGGCGCCGCUGGCAAAACCUGCAACCAAACCACUGGCCAGUGUCCCUGUAAGGACGGCGUGACAGGCAUCACCUGCAACCGCUGCGCCAAGGGCUACCAGCAGAGCCGCUCUCCCAUUGCCCCCUGCAUCAAGAUUCCCGUAGCACCGCCGACCACUGCAGCCAGCAGCGUGGAGGAGCCUGAAGACUGUGAUUCCUACUGCAAGGCCUCCAAAGGGAAGCUGAAGAUUAACAUGAAAAAGUACUGCAAGAAGGACUAUGCUGUGCAGAUCCACAUCCUGAAGGCAGACAAAGCCGGGGACUGGUGGAAGUUCACGGUGAACAUCAUCUCAGUGUACAAGCAGGGUACGAGCCGCAUCCGCCGCGGUGACCAGAACCUGUGGAUCCGAUCACGGGACAUUGCCUGCAAGUGCCCCAAGAUCAAGCCCCUCAAGAAGUACCUGCUGCUGGGCAACGCCGAGGACUCUCCCGACCAGAGUGGUAUCGUGGCUGACAAGAGCAGCCUAGUGAUCCAGUGGCGGGACACGUGGGCGCGGCGGCUGCGCAAAUUCCAGCAGCGGGAGAAGAAGGGCAAGUGCAAGAAGGCCUAGCGGGAGGCAGCAGUGCGGCGGGCGCGGGCGGGCAGGCCGGGCGCCAGGGCCGAGCGUGAGCCGGAGGCCCCGGCCGGCCGCAGCCGCGGUGGACUUGCCCGCAAGGGCUUUCCCAAGUGGGGGGAGGGUGGGGGCGGGGCUGCAGCCGGCGCGGGGGGCGGGGCCCUCGGCGGCCCCACCCCCAGCCCCGUCCGCGCGCCCCAGGCCCAGCCGCGUGCUCACCGGGCAGGUGUGCAGAGGCCGGACCCUGGAGAAAUGAGGAAGAGACGUAGCUACCUCACGGGCUCCUUCCAGAGCAGAGACGCGCUUCGCUGGGGCUAGGUGGGGUCGCGGUGGAGGGGCUGGGGAUGGAGCGCACAGCCGCACUGGGGCCCGCAGGGGUGGCUCGUGGAUAGUUACAGAGAAGGGGGCCACGUGAGAACUGUGAAUUCUCAGGCCCGCAGCCUGGGCGGGGUGCUGGGCAAGCCCGACCAAACUACCACUCCCAAUACAAAAGACAAAACCCCUCCUUUCUCCCAGGGAUGCCUGGCUGUGACAACCUGGGGCUCCUCGGGAGGGGCCCUGCAGGCGCUUGGGGGAGGAGCUGGCAGCCUGCGUGCAGCCUCUGGCCUCCACUGCCACCUGCUGCGUUGGUCCUACCGGGUAGGUCAUGGCGGGGGGGUAGGGAGGUUCGCCAUCUGUGGAAGAGAGGAAGGCCAGCCCGUCCAGAGGGCAGUGGGCUCAAGAACACCCCUGAGAAGCCCAAGCCGGGUGGUCACCGCCUUGCGCCCAGAACUGCCUGAUGGAGAAGGUAUUGCAAAAGCAAAACCUCCCAGAGAGUUUCCUUUUUGGAAACUUGGAACUAGCCCCUUUUAUGAUUUUUUCCAGGGGAGGGGGAAGGGGCACUGGCUGGGUUUACAGCAGUGACACUAUUUGUGUAAUGACAUCAGCUCCCACAAGGGCCCUCAGCAAUGUCAACAGCUGGAAAGGGCCUGGGCAGGCAUGGAAUAUGCAAGGCUGUGAGGGCAGCUGGGCCAGGGGCUUGCUUGAGUCGCGACAGGGUUUGCUGGCUCAGCAGAGUGCCACAGUGUCCAUGCCAUGGGUAGGCAGGGGCUGGAGAGUCCAGGCUCCUGGAGGCCAGGGAAGCCAAGACCAUCUUCCUAUCAUUGCCCCUACUCUUGGCUCCCCCAUGGAAGUGACAGAGGCUGCUGGGCCAAGAAAGCCUGUUACAGGUACCCUGGCUCUGGUGCCACCUCUGUAGCCAUUUUGGUCUGGCCUGGACCGCAACCUGGCCCACUCCUUUAUGGUUGGCUUUUUUCCAGAGGCCACCCCUGCCCUCUGGUGUGCCCAGUUCUCCUUCCAAAGCUGUCUCAAGCAGGUACCCCUUUUUAGUCUGAUUGCCUCCCAGGGGACUCAUUCCUGUGCCCUGGGGCCUCUUGGCUUCCUGCCUGAGCUUUCUGCACUGCCCAGGGGCCUCUGGCCCGAGUCCUCACACCCUGAAUUAGAGACCUGGCUCCUCUCUGUCAGGAAAUUGGUUUCAUUUUCUCUGCCAGAGUUUGGCUGCUCAAAAGGGUCAUACCAAGAAGUAUGAAGCUCAGCCCUUUGCUGGUCUGUCUCCCCUCUGCGUCCCUCCCUUCUCCCUGAGUCACAGCUGCCAUAGACAAACACCUGCUCUGUGCCAGGCACUUUACCCACCUGCACUCCUCUUGUCCUCAUGACAACCCCAUGGGACAGGGAUUUUCACCAGUGAGGAACCGAGAGUGCACAUGGCCAAGGUCACACCACAAAUGAGUGGCAGGACUGGGACUCAGGGCUUCUGAGUGCAGGCUGUGGGGUGUGUUCCUGAAGGAGUUGCCACAGUGAGCCUGGCCCUGGGUACUGCCUGGAGGACCCAGACAUCUAGUCUGGACAACAGGAGCCAGGGUAGGCGCCAGGCACAGUAGUAUCUUCAGAGUGGCUGUAACAGGUUGGGUGAAGCAGGGCUGGUCUUGCCAGAGGGCAGCCCCAGGUUCCAGGAAGGCUGGACUUGGCUGCUCCUAAGAGGCAGUAGAAAGGUGGUUUGGGGUGCUUGGGGGUGGGUAGAAAGAUUCCAGGAGAGACUGGGAGAGGUACCUCAGGGGCAGGGGUAAGACGGAACUGCUCUAGGAAGGGGUAUUUGGCUUCUCUGAAUCUAAGCCCACGGCUUGAGGUGGGGACCUCUUUCCAAGCUGUCGGCCUGUCUCGGAUGCCCAGCGUGGGUUACUGAGCACUGUGCUGCCAGGGUGUUUGUUCUCUUGCUAUCUGUGCCUGUGUGGCUUUUCCACCCUGUCCAGGAGGACUGAGGAAGUCCUAUCACAUCCCUCCUAAGUCUCACCCCAUGUCUAGCAAAGGACUUGCACUGGUGGCCCUCUCCACAGCCAAGCCAGAGGCCUGCCAAACACUGCAUCUUGCUGAAAAUUCACCCAUUCUCCAGUCUCUCCUCUGGCUCAGCACCUCAAAGGCAGAGGCUGUCCUCCCACAGCCUCACCCUUGGGGAAUGUAUCAGUAUGAUCAGACCUGCCAGGAUGGGGACAGGGUCACUGCUGGGAUUGCACAAUCAUGAGCUGCCUUGCCUAGCUCACCGGCCCUUGCCAGAACCCAGCACACCAACUCCUCUGACUGUACCCUCAGCAGUGAGGACCCAUCCUGGGAAAGCACCCCUCUUCCUCCCUGCCCCCACCCCAGGGAGGAAAUGGAAAUAGGAAUUGAGGUGCUCCGGUUUGUACAGUUAGGAAGGGAUGUAAAACAGAACUAGAUGUUGAUUUUGAAGAGUGUAUUAACCAGAAUUGUGAUAUGUGUCUGAAGAAAAAACAUGCCAGAUUAGUCUUUGGUUUUUGAAACAGGUUCCCCAGUUGUCCUUUUCACCAGCUGGUUGGUCUGGUGCUCCUGACCCCCACAUGCCUACCUUGCUGACACAGUCAAGCUGAAGAUCUGGGGUGGAGGGAACGGGGGAGGGGGCAUAAGGCUGUCCCCUAGGCUCACCUGCAGGAUACAGUCUUUGCCUCUGGCUUCUGUCCUUAGAAAGCAGGGCAGGAGGGAAGGACACCUGAGGUCACAGCCUAGGGAGGCCAGGAGCUGCCCCAGGGCCCUGAGUGCCCUUCUAGAACUCUUGCUCAGUAGUACCGUGAAGGAAUGGGUAUAGACUUUUAUUGCCCCAGAUUGGAAUGAGACUGAAAUCAAGGAGAGACCCUAAGGCAGCGGGUAAUGGUUCCUUUAGGAAGAUGAAAAACGUUUAGCCUAUCAACACUUAAAGCCCCCCUGAAGCCCAGAGAGAGGAACUAGCUACAUGGAUGGGGCCACUGGGCCACAGCCUUGGCACACCCCAGCGGUAUCAAAAUGUGCACCUGUGGGGCCUCGUCCCACUCCUGCCAAAUGCCAAGCCAGUCCCACUCCUGCGCCACUGGACUCCCUCCCUGCCUCACGUGCACUCCCAGCCUCCCUCACCUCCCUCCUGCGUUUUGGAUUUCUGUUCACUCAGAAUUGUAAAUGUUUAGUUGUGACCAUGACAUAUUGUUUGGGUCAGUGUUCCUUUCCAAUGCAUACUAAUAUAUUAUGGUUAUUAUAUAUGAAUAUAUUUAAUGACAUGGAAAAAGUUGUGGAUUUUUUUUAAGUUUCUUUCCUUUUUUUUAGAGUUGUAAUGGACCCAGAUGGAACUUGUAAUGUGGGCCCCACAUGAUAGAACUAAAUUCAGAUAUCAUUAAAUAAACUCUUGUACACUG